UGGUCAACUGCGGAAGGGAGCUAGAGCAACUUCUAUUGGCCUGCAGCGUGAUUUUAUUGUCGCUUUUGAAUGUGGCAAGAGAGAGACUUUCUUCAAACUCUGGAACGGGAAUGUGCCACAGGAAACGCUGGAACGAGACCAGACCUGUCAGAACCUGGAGUUCAAUCUCAGUGUCUACUUUGCCAUCUACCCAAUUAGGACAGGGGUGAACCCUUCUCACCGUCUCUCCCUUUCUCAUUCUUUCUUUUCAUCUCUCGCCCUCACGGUUCCAUAUUAUCUCGCUCUGAAAUUUACUCUAUCUUGCCAACUUUAGUGUUUUCAUCAUGCUCCAAACUUUCAUAUUCUCCCUCCAUUUUGCAUCGAAACCUCUUCUUCUUUCCACCUGUCUCACACCAACAUUUUGUAUCUUUCCCUCCCUCUCUCCCCUCUCUCUCCUCAAGACGGGAGACAGAACGCGCUCCCUCCAUCAGUUCACUGGCUACCUCUCCACACGUAGCACAGUUCUCUCUAAGAAUCCCGAGCUGUCUGCAUACUAUGCUCUUCCCUACGUCCCUGAUCCCACAUCUCACCCUUCUUUCAAGAAACUCUUCACCGAGUCGUGGAGUUCAGAUCUGAAAUCUCGUCUCCUGCAUUUCCUGAAGCUUUCUCUGAAAGGAGCCUCCCAGCAGCCGGUGCUCCUCUCCCUCUACCUCACCAACAAAGUGUCCCCCACAUCAGAAGGCAGUGCACAAGAGGUUGUGCUGUUGAGAGAACAGUUAGCAGAUAGCCGGAGACACUAUUCUGAACGGCUCGCCGAAAUACAGGACAGCUAUCACACCUUGGUCGGGAUUGCGCUGGAGCUGCUCGAUACACUAGAGUCUGCAAUAGCAGGACGACAGGUCACUCCAGAGAGCAUUCAGAACAUCUGUAGUCGGCUGUUCGGAAGUUCUCUGCCAGAUGCUGUAGCCUCUGGGCGACAUCAGGCCUGGAACUGCCACCUCCAUCCUGCGACAGUCUGUCAUUUCCAUGAGAGACAAGUACACUCAUUUUCUUUCCUCUACCCACUCUCCUUCCUCUCUCCCUUUUCUUCCCGCUCAGUAUACAGGCUCCAGUCAGUCUCCACACCUCGACCCCCAUCCCCUCCCCCCUCCCCCUCCCUCCCCGCCCUCCCCGGACUCACCAGACAACACCCUGACUCCGCCCAUCCUCACCGAGCAGACCUUGUCAAAAGCCACACCCCCUCCUCAUCGACAGCUAGAUUUCCACCGACUAAAAAGCACGCUGCAGUCCAGCAAUGAUAGAAAGAAGGCACUACUGCUGCAGGCUUUAAGAUGGAAACCGGUUGAGCUACACAAGGCGGAGCAGCGAUGGCUCCCGGCCAAAGCGGUGCUCAAAGACCUCAGUGAAGAGGAGAAAGUGACGGCCGAUCUCUACCGCAAGUUUCAGGCCAUCUUGAACAAACUGACGCCGCAGAAGUUCCAAUCGCUGGCCGAGCAGGCGCUACAACUGACUAUUGACACUGAGGAGAGACUCAAGGGGGUCAUUGACAAGAUUUUCACCAAGGUUCCCACUCGGGGGGUGUAGGGGAAGGGGGAGCUAAAAUUUAAGGGCGUGUUUUUUUGAGAUCCAAGUGCUUACAAUUUUUUCAGGCAUAUAUACCUUGUUUAUUUUUUGGAGUCAUACAGAGAAAUUUGUGAAUUUUGUGAUAUAGGUGUUUGAAAUCUUUUGCUGUUUUUUUGGUUUUUUAACCCUCGGCGCGCAUGCACAGCGAGGGUUACAGUAGUCGUUCUGUCUGUCUGUCUGUCUGUCCGUCUGUCCGCGCGAGUUCUAGCACUACAGGCUACGAGGCGGCCAAUGAGUGGCACCAACGGGUUGUGAACGACGAGAAGAUUGAUAUUAACGUGUCGAUUUUCCCGAAACAACUGCGUUCCAGAGAUAUGGCGUGAAAACAAGCGAAGAAGCCAACGCGCGGUCGAUGGCGCACGCGCCCUCUCCUGCAGGCUAGCUAUAGCACGCAUGCGUCAUGUCAAUUAAUCGCCGGAGCAUGCGCUUGGUUGUAUAUACGAUCCACUCAGUUUUGAUCUCUGUUCCCUAUGGAUAAACGAUAAACAUGCUGAGCAAUGUAUGUUCGCAAUGUAGCAUAAUAGUUCGGGUGACGAGCAGUUUGUGGUUGCGGCCUUGCCUUCCCAUAUAUAAAACGUCUGGCGAGAGCAUUGAAACACAGAAGAGCAGAUAGAUUGAAUAAAGCAAAUAUGAGAGCCUCUGAAACACCUGAGCUAUUGCUCUAACCGCUAAUGCAACUAUCUACCCUGUGUUACGGU
This is a messenger RNA of Geodia barretti, 2300 nucleotides long. NCBI's taxonomy places the organism in Eukaryota, Metazoa, Porifera, Demospongiae, Tetractinellida, Geodiidae. The record is from the annotation of a GenBank genome assembly.